Coregonus clupeaformis (lake whitefish) is the source of this 1747-nucleotide messenger RNA. RefSeq lists its product as uncharacterized. The transcript is spliced from 4 exons. Bases 211 to 1302 code for a protein of 363 amino acids. NCBI's taxonomy places the organism in Eukaryota, Metazoa, Chordata, Actinopteri, Salmoniformes, Salmonidae. The record is from RefSeq and is a predicted model, not a curated record.
UACAAGAGCCAGGGACACAAAGCUCUAACCCAGAGCAAUAUACUGUACAGCAGGCCUACUGUAUCUGAGGAUCAUGAAAGCUGAAGGUGGGGCUUUGUAUUAAACUCGGUAUGGCCUCUUUCCCUCUGCAGGAGACACAGGGAAAAGCUCAGGACGCAAUUCUCUGAGAGCUGGAACCUGAGGGAGUGCAGUAUUAACUCCUCUGAGCUGAUGUCUAAAUCCUGCCCCAGGCCUCAGUGCGGCCUGCAGCUUCAAAAGUGCUGCAAAUCUCAUGGGUCCUCCCCUCCUCAAGGGGACAGCAGUCUGCCAGCUGGCGCACCCACAGCAGCUCCACCUAUUCUCAACAGAGAGCUCUCCAAAGGGAAACACUUCAGGAGUAGCUCCCUGUCCCUCAGUCUAGCCCAAAGACACUGGGACACUCAUCGCACGAGGAACCCACCCAUCUCUCGAGGACCAAGGGUUGCUGGCCCCCCGUAUAGGCACCUGCAGGAGGUGGAGUCUACAGAGAUGGAGGCAGAGUCUUUAAGAGGGUUUGACACUGGGAGGGAUGGAGGUGACGACCGCCAGCGCAGCGGGUUCCCGAAUAUGCAAACCAUGUCUCGUUCCGCGAAGAAGAAGGGAUGGAGGGAGGUUCCCUGCACCCGUCUGGACAGAGGAAUAACACCCGCUCCUCCUUCUCUCCGCACGCACUCCGUCCCCAUCAUCCCCUCUCUCCAGGAACAGGACCGCGAGGGGGGUCACGUGGACGGGAGCAGGGAGAGGGUCUCGCAUGGAGGAGGUCUCGCCGGGCCAGGUUACAUGGCCCAGGCACCUGCCGGUGGCAGCAGCCACACACCCCCUCACUCCUCCUCCUCCACCUCUGUGACUGUACUAGAGUUAGAAGACAGACCCAGUCAUGUGCGUCCCCACGACAUUAAGACUACACUGGGGUCAGGGACAAGCCCUAUUCACACGCAACAGGGCUCCUCUGAAACUCCAGUAGGGCCAGGGGGAUCAUUCCAACACUCUAGCCUUGUGGCCUCUGGGACAGCAGCAUCUGGAUCAGGUGUUGCCGGGUUGAAUAGCACAAACACUCUUAUUGCUGUGACCGUCCUUGAGUCAAAGAAAAAGAGAAUGUGGUCUACACCCAGACUGCUCUACAGCAUUCCCGGGAGCAGGGGUCCUCAGGAAGGUGUCCAAAGAGAGGCCCAGGCGCUCUGGAAACAAAAUGUCCCCCUGGUGAAUGGAGGGGCAAAUGCCUUCCUUUCAGUAGUGGUGGCAAAAGGUGCUGGAAUUGCUUGUGCCAAAACUUCUGCCAGCUGAUUGGAUUAUUUCUCGCCAACUUGCAAGGAGAGACUCUGUCCACCUGCAUCGAUGACACGGGAGGGGGGUAGGACCACCUGCUUAACUAAUUGGCCCCUGUUUUCUGUAAAAGAGCCACAGCAGCCUGGACUAAAGAGAGGAAUUAAUUGAUACAUUUAAGACACUGAAUUCUUAAGAAAACACACACACAGUCUGUGUGAAUAAUGUGAAACAAUGCAGACAGACAUAAAGACCGGUGGAAGCUUGAUAUAAAUGUGUAUUUGAAAAAAUAUAUAAAUGAUUUAUAUGCCACUAUUUAAACAAAGCUUCUACUUAGAAACUAAAAUAGUGUGUCAUCUCUAUGUUGUUUCUCUAUUGUAAAGAAAUGAAAUUAUACAUGUCAUAUAUAUAUAUGUCCUAUAGAUGUGUAUAUAUAUUUGACAUGACGACGUGACAAAAUAAAGAC